GACAGGUGGUGCGGUGCGGCGCGGCGCGGCGCGGUUUACAGCUCGGCUCGGCUCGGCUCGGCUCUCGAUUCCGUGCACACACUCGAUACGUGAUCGCUCGCGCGAGGAACGCGGAUCGUCGUGACUGUCGUCGUCGUGCGCGAACGUUUGACGUUACACGGCCGAGAAGCGUGGUGCACCGUCGCAUCUUCGAAGGGGAAACAACGGAGACGCGAGGAAGGACACCCGUCGCACGCACGUCGCGAGGACGCGAGUUUACUCCGAGGGAAUCUCUGCACUCUCGUCGUCUCGGGGACACCCGUCGUCAUCCGUCCAAAUUGUGCAAAUCGCGGUGACAUGCACGCACGGUCACUCGUGCGUCGCUGCUCGUAGGUGUUCCUCCCCACCUCCGCGUUUACCUCCUACGAUGUGUACCACGUAUCCGCGCGACUCACCCGGGAGAUUCAGCUGCAGAAGAGUGUAUGCGAGAUUGCUCUACGGCAGGCCAGGCAUAGAACCGCAGGGAUUUUCAUUUUUCAUUCGGUGUCGGGACAAGGUUGGCGGAUCUAUAUGGGGCAAUGCGUGUCUCGUAAGGCGGGCGCCGUCGUCGCAGCAUCCGGUCAUCACAAUUCGCCCUCGUACCGUAUCAUGGACAAGGCCCAGAAACAGGGCUCUACGAAGCGCGGUACGUCACACACGCGCGGCACCGCGAUGUCCUUCGGCUUCCGGCGACGACCCACCAGCGGGAUCCCGAUGCCGAUAGCAAACUAUGCCGUUAGCAGCACCACCAACGAGAAGAGCCUGCUGCAUCCACGAUCCAAAUCAGCUGGCCCGGAGCAGGAUCGCAGGCGGAUGAUGGAUGAUGAUAACAGCAAUGUGAUCCAUAAUUCAUCAUCCGGCAGGUCGACGCCACGACUAGCACCGCCAAAGAAAGACUCGAGCGGGAUUGGCGUCAGGACAAACCGCUUCGGCUACCGGCAGCCGCAGGCGAGAUUCACUAACAAGGUCAGCGAUAUCUAUAACAGUCACACCAUCAUCCACUACAAUCAAGAGAAGCUGCAGCAAUAUCCACAGCAACAACAGCAGCAGCAGCAGCAACAAUCGGAAAGCUAUUUUGUUAAACAGCAACAGCCGAAUAGGGUCGUUGCGCACGUGCCGCAACACUUGUGCGGCACGACACCGCCGGCGAAGCCUCGUCUGUCGCAAACAAGUAAUGCGGCUUAUGGCGGCAAUCCGAUGACGCAACACGCAGACGCGAGCAAACGAAUCUCAAACAUUCCGGAACCCAUUAGUAGGUACACGCUGCACACCAGUCAUCUGCCGCUACCGCAGUUUGCCGUGCGGGUGAGCGAUUCCAACUCCAAAAUUGCCAAGACUGCAGCAAAUCAGAGCAGAAAGAUAUCUACAUCGACGUCGAAGGGCUCGUCCAGUUCGAAGGAAGGUUCGGUAACGGAGGACUCGGGUGUUGGCAGCCAACCGACCGGACCAGAGGACAACGAUAGGUUCAGAUCGAUAGAUUACAUGGACGACGGUUCCGCGAGAAGACGCGGCGUCGGCAGACCGAGAAAUCUACGUAUGGUAGUGACCGGCAAGAGCUUCGACGUGAGAGACGUCCGUGACGACGACAGCACGGUCACGGAGAUCUCGGUGAUUCCGCUGCCUAAAUCUUUCGCGACCGCCGCGGCUAGUUUGAACGCCGGCUUCGUGCGAGAGCGGGCUACGCAAUAUCAGCGAAUCGUCAACAAGGAUAAUAGGUAUACCGACUCGAUUGCGUCAAUGUCCACCACCUCCUCGGAGGGCUACGACGAGGGUUGUUUUAGCGAGGAGAAAGUCUACAAGGAUCGAUCACGCACAGAAAAAGUCCCGUCCAUCAAAUCAGAUUUUAGUCCACCCAGCUCGGACGAUCCUGAAUACGGCCAUGGUGAAGCUAUGGCGGAUGAGUAUUCGUUAAGCUCCAGUGACGAGUACCAACGUUCCAACUCUAUCAUCGCCCAGCACGCGCAGGCAGUCACCGCUGCCGCGAAAAGUAGUGCGACAUCGAAGAACGCUCUGCGCUCGGUGUUGCUCACCAUUGAGGAUCCGGCAUUCGCCGCCGCCGCCGCUACUACGACUACUUUGAUAGAUGACGAAACUUCGCCGGUCGAUAGCUUGUUCGACAGUCCCACCGCUAGCAUCACUCAGUCGGAUGGAAAGCCCUCUAAGAAGGAUGAGGAACACGCGCACGAGCGUUCGGACAACACUCUCGAGGACGACGGUCCGGGCACGCCGACGAACGCCUCCAACUCGCUCAGUUUGUCCGAGGGUAGAGAGUUCUUCGACGAUGAGAUCGCUGAUCAGCCCGGACUAAUCUUCGACGACAGUAAUCCGAGGACGAGAGCCGAAACGCAGUCCGCUCUGGGUGGUCAAGUAAUCACCGAGAAUAGCCAUUCAACUCUGAUUGAGACGAAUUCCAAGACGAAUGGUGCACACAUCAAAGGUAUAGUGAAUAGUCCUCAUCAUGGGCAGCGUUUACAUCGAACGGGAAGCGUAGACACUUUAUCACCCUGCGAGUCCAUCGCUUCAGAUGAUUUAAUGUUAGAUUAUGACGGCAGCGACGCGAGCUCUUACGAGGAACAACAGCGAUUAAAUUCUAAUCCCGCAUUGCACGAGCUGGAUGACGCAACUAUAAUUUCUGAACUGGAAGCUCAGGGUGAGGAAGUGAUGAGGCAGUGGAGUUCAUUGCUGAACACUGCGCACAUGGAGGAGGCGAAUUCCAAUUCCGCCAACAACAAUUCCGUCAACAACGUGACGAGUAACAAUAACAAUCAGGCCGCCACCGAAUCUGGGAUCGGAAGUGACAGGAUGUCAAGGCUGUUGCGUAGCAGAUCGGGAACGGAAUCGCCACGUUCAUUAGACAACAUGCGCAACCGUCAAGUUUCUAGUCCUAUGAGAACGUCGGGAAGCGUGUCAUCCUCGUGCGUCGAUUCCGGAGACGAAGCCAGCCUCAGGAUAGACCGCGGCACGUACCAGUACAUGUUCCAGGACAUCGUCUCCAUAAAGACGAUGCUCCUGAAGCUCAAGCGGGUCCUUCAGGAGUCAGGAGAGAACGAUUUGACGAGGACGGAAACUCUCAACCCAUUCGAUAAUCCGAAGAAUGGCCUCUUCUGCAACCUGAACGAGGGUGGUAGUAACACGAUCGACGUGAGCACGUCACCGGGAAGCGGCGGUACCAGUAUUGCGGACGAACUGGCGGAUCUGAGGAGGCAAGUGGUGUUCCUUCAAGGCCAGGUGGAGGACCGAGAUCGUACGAUACAAGUGCGAGAUCGUACCAUCGAAGUACUUGAGGUAAAUAACGAGCUCCAGAUGUCGAAGCUCCAAGGACCUAAGAACGGCGACGUUCAAAGCUGUACUUUGCCGACACGCAACAACAACGUUUCCUCCGCGGACACUUGUAACGCCGCUACGCAAACAGAGAAGACGCGACCAGUGUCGGCGGGUCCCUCGCUCCUACAGUCACUCCCGCAGGAUGGUGUCAUGGGGCCUCUCGUUAGCCGUGUGCGUUGGAGUGACUCGUCGGACCGUCAGCGACCAUCACUGCUCUCCGAGCUGAACUCCGCCGGGAGCCAUCGUAAGCCAAUUGAACGUUUACCUCAUACGCUAAGACUCCGUCAAGAACAUACCCCGACACGUCGCGUCAACGCGCACGCGAGAAGACACUCGUCGGAAUGCGUGUCCGGCUCGUCCGUCAAGCUGAAGGACUGCAUAAAAUCGCCGUGUGAUUUGAACGACACGGAGCAACGUGACGCCAAGAUAGAAGGAAACACGGUCAAGUCCCUCAUUCCGACACCUAGGAAACUGCGGCUUUAACGACACGCCGACCAGCUAUAUUAAUUUUUUUUGCGCAUAGCAAUGUUUCUUUUCGCUCUAGACGUCCGCAUCCUUGAAGUAUAGAAAAUCUUCGUAAGGCAUUUAAUUGUUUUACGAACAAAUAAUUUGAUUCACACGAAAUGUUUACGAUUUUUUACUAAAUUCAGUACAUUUACAUUUUCAGUAAAUUUAGAUAUCUAAAUUGAAUCUACAGUCGUUCCAAUUACAUUAUAAGUUGCAAUAGUUCUGGCGUCGUACGCCAGCUAGAAAGAAUUAUUUGGAAAGAAUCUGUAUAGUUAUUCGAUCACAUUCUUAUCAGGCGACCUUCGAUUCGGACGUACAAGACAUCUUUCGUUCUAUCUGUUCGUACUCAUAAUUAAUUCUCAGCGUAAAUGAUGUUCACGUUUCACGCAUUAACGGCGUAACGGCGUCAUUUACGCGUUCGUUUGAUAUAAAUCGCCAUCGUAUUUAUGUAACGUUGUGCACAGAAUGUCGCACGAAGUCUAUUCCUGAGCGGGUAUUUCGGGCGGCGUGUAAAUUGCGCCCGCGCGCGUAACGGGAACGGGUACACUUAUGUUAAUAUUUAACGAUAAAUUUCAUUUCCUCACUUAAACGUGAUCUCAAGUGUAAAAUUAUAGGAAUUAGCGAAUUAUCCGCAUCACUAAAUUGCGAUCGCGCUUUAUCUGUCUAUCCGGCGAUCGUUUUGGGACCUGCGCUUCGUACAUAUGUGUGGAAUCUUCCUCCGCAUGAUCUUGGCAGCUGAAAACGGAAGUCCUACAUAUGUUUUUAGUUCGACUGAAACCUUAAUUGCAAUAUUUAUCAAGUGCAACUUUUGUAAUAUAUAUAAUUUAUUGUAAAUAUAAAUGCAAGAGAUUAAUUUUAAGUGUGAUGUACAUUCGCAACUGAGAAAAAUCAAUGUUUUGGAGAGAUGAUAUUCAGAAUUUUUUAUAUUCAGGUUAUUUUAUUGGACGCAAACGUACGUAACGUCCUAGAAUUUGUAAUUUUUAUGUACAUACUAAAGUCUGUUUUCUCGAGAAAAAAGAGAUUUUCUAAAUACAUAUUAUUUAUUACUGUGUAUUUAUCGAGGAAAUUUUCUCUUUACAGCUAGUUUGCUGUGAUCCAACAAAAAUUAAACGCAAGUGAUUAUUGUUAAUGUUACAAAAAGCGUUCGUAUUACGAUUCGUUUGUCCUCAUUUUUCAAAGAUACGUUUGGAUAAUUUUGUGAGAAUUACACGGGCGUUUCUACAGUUUUCUUAGAUACGUCUCGUGACAAGUAAGCACGGAUUACGUAAAUCGCAAUUAAUGAAGCCAGGGUACUAUGUAAAUUCCAUACGUCGUUUUAAUUUAUUGUGUGCUUGGUACGUGCUUGGUGCUAGUAAAUUCGUAUUCGAUAUUAUAAGUAAAUUUGUGUAUGAUAUUUAGAUUCUCCUGUCUUUUGCGCAAUUAUACCGUCUGACGAUGUGCUGUCCAAAUGUAUUCGCAAAUACAAAAUAACGAUCUCGUAUUUGUGUUAGUGUACAUAAAAUAAUAAUCUAAAAUAUUUCUCGUGGAAAUAUGUAUUCAUGUUAGUGUAUGUAACGCACAUACACUAAAUAUAUAUUUUACGUACACUUACAUACAUAUAUAUUUAAAUGAAAUCUUUAUUUGCAAAUACAUCUUGUCGUGUCAUUCAAAGACACUAUAUCAAUAUGCAAAAAUUCGAUUUUAAAUUUAAUUGCAUUAAUUCAAAUGACAUUUUAAAAUAUCGGCAUUUGUAAAUUUAUCUCUUUUCCGAGGAUAAUAAGAGAUGAGUGAAAAUCAGUAUAUAUCUCUUUAAAUAAUAUCCGGAGAAUGACGGAAUGUCAGGAAAAACUAAGUAUCAUAUGAUCGUUGUAAGUUUAUUUGUCCAUAUUUUUCAUUUUACGCGAAAAUAAGAAUGGAGGGAAAAUGAGAGUGAGAGUGAAAAAAAAAGAAAUAUAUAUAAAUAUAUACAAAAUCUCAUUAAUUUUCUAAGAAAUAUAUCAUAAAACAAGAUGGAGAUUAGGGAAAUCUUAGUUUUUCCGCAGGAUUAUCUUCGCAAGUUGCAAUCGAGUAUUUGUAGAAAUGUACCGAGUAGUUCAAAUCCACUUACUAUUAAUAAGCGAAUACAAAUUAAUAGAUCUGAUAUGGAAUAAGUUGAAUGGCAAUUUUAUUGAUAUUAUCGAGGAACAAUCGACAUUGAUGUAAAUCAUCCGCCAUGGCGCUACAUCUUUGGAGAGCGAGCCUGCGACUAAUGCGAACAUUUUUGAAAGCUGCAAAAUCAAUGCUGUCGCAUCGUAUAAAAAUUAUGGCAAAUAAAGAGCAUACGUAACACAGUGA
Molecule: messenger RNA, 6162 nt
Organism: Solenopsis invicta (red fire ant)
Lineage: Eukaryota; Metazoa; Arthropoda; Insecta; Hymenoptera; Formicidae
Product: putative mediator of RNA polymerase II transcription subunit 26
Exons: 15
Coding region: 550-3825 (1091 amino acids)
Source: RefSeq, a predicted model, not a curated record